CAUUCAUUCAAAAGCGUGUGAAUCUGGCAUGUUUUUUUUUAUUUCCUUUUUUGUUCCGGGUCAGUUUCCCGCCAACGAUAAAUUAAUCUCUCAAAACAGUUAGCCUAUACUUAUGUAAAUGCAAGUGUAUUUUAUUUUGAAUAUUCACCAAUAUAUACGUCUAAAAUGGGUUUUAUUAACGUGGUCCAGCAGUUAUGAGGUAGUAACAGUCUUGUUAUUCGCAUUUGAUAAUCUCGCGCGUCAUUUUUCAAAUGUGACAGGUGAAAGUAAAAGACCGAAUAAACGUAAGAAACUUCACAUUUGGAUUUUAACUGGACUGGACAAAAGUGAUAAAGGAUUCACAAGAUUGUAACAGGAGGACCAUGGAAGGACUGAUUUUAUAGUUACCCACCUAGCUUUAACGAAAGAUCCAGAACUAUAAAAAAAUGGCCGAAGUGUCAGAAACUUGGCAAGAGUUGGCUCUUGUUUGCCCAUCUGACAUUAUAUUUUGUGGUCCUGGAAAUGAUGCUGUUCUGUCAUGCCAUCUUGAACCAGUUAUUAAUGCUGCUUCAUUGGAGAUCAAGUGGUGGAAUAAGUCUGAUCUGGUCUGUCAUUAUAAGGAUGGACAGGUGACAGUGAGCAGAGACUAUGAGGGUCGAGUGAGUCUCUCAUUGCAGGAGCUACUCAAUGGAAAUGUGUCUUUGACUCUCAGAGAUGUCAAAAGGUCACAGAGGGGCAUUUAUAUUUGUGAGGUCAUCCAUGGAUGUCAAACUAUUAAGGAAUAUAUCUGUCUUCAUAUUAGCUCUCAAGACUUCAGACUUGUGGUUCCUACUGGCUCUGUGCGCACAAACUCUGGAUCAAACAUCAUUCUACCUGCUCAUCUCACACCUAAAACCAAUGCUGUGUCCGCGGAAAUCCGAUGGUUUAAGGGAGCACAGCUCAUUUAUCAGUAUAAGAACAGGCAGGAGAUGACAGAUGAUGACUAUAAGAACCGAUUGAGUGUGUCCAUCCAGGAGCUGAGGAGAGGAAAUCUUGCACUGACUUUGAGCAAUGUUCAACAAUCUGAUUCGGGAGACUAUACAUGCACACUUUUUCAUGAUCGAUGUCAGAAGACAGGAGUAAUUCACUUGCAAGUGAGAGAACAUCAAAAGCGCAAGCAAACAGAUAAAUGUAAGAAUCUGGCUGAUGAGCUGACAUUUAAAAAAACACCGAAUUAUGCGGGCACGUAUACAGAGCAGCGGAUAUCUAAUGAUCCUACAACUAAACGUAGACGUAGAACUAGUAUGGAUGGAGAUCGCCCGCUUAUGAGUGAAGACUGGGCACUUGAGAAAGCAGAAAUAGAGAAGAGAGAACCCAAAGUCACAGUGGGAAGAGAGAGUGGUCAUCAAAACACAAGACGAAAGAGAGAGGGGAAUACUGCCACUGUGCAAGAGUUAUCAUCCCCACAUACGUCAUCACCGCUUCUGCGAAUGCAAAGAGCAUCAGUAUUAUUUAGAGAUGUUUUUGCAACAGCAGAACCAAACAUGCAAACCCAUAAAAGGCUUCAACAGAUUAUUGUUAGAAGACAAGCGAGGAGAUACGAUACAAACAAGUCAAUAGAGGCCAGAAGGCAGAGCUCAAAGAAGCUUAGAAAAUACAGUGGAAAAAAAGCUGAAUAAUUCCAUUAAACAAAGGAUACUACUACUAAAGUAUAUACGACUAAUGAUUUAACUUAGACUAAAAUAUUUUAAUUGACCGUUUUUAAUUCGAUUUUCCUACCAUUUAGACAUGUUGGAAAUAUAUGGCAUCCUUCUGGAGAAUCCUUCAUUUUUGUUCUGACUGAAUGUAACGAGAUUU
Molecule: messenger RNA, 1815 nt
Organism: Carassius auratus (goldfish)
Lineage: Eukaryota; Metazoa; Chordata; Actinopteri; Cypriniformes; Cyprinidae
Exons: 9
Coding region: 426-1637 (403 amino acids)
Biological process (GO): regulation of cytokine production; T cell receptor signaling pathway
Cellular component (GO): external side of plasma membrane
Molecular function (GO): signaling receptor binding
Source: RefSeq, a predicted model, not a curated record